This is a messenger RNA of Corapipo altera (White-ruffed manakin), 2138 nucleotides long. RefSeq names its product kelch-like protein 24. The coding region runs from base 225 to 1871 and encodes 548 amino acids. Lineage: Eukaryota; Metazoa; Chordata; Aves; Passeriformes; Pipridae. The record is from RefSeq and is a predicted model, not a curated record. Gene Ontology annotation, molecular function: protein binding. The transcript is spliced from 3 exons.
AAAUCUGCAUUUUUUGGUCAUACAACUGUUCUGCAAUUGCUGUUCUGAAAGCAGCAGGAAAGACUGAAGAGCAAAGCAGGAGAGCAGAAAACAUUCUAUUUUUAGGGGAAGAUUGGCUUAUCUCAUAUUCAUUCUAGCCAGGGGGAUAAUGUUUCCAGAGACCUCACACAAGUAAGGGCCGCGUGAAGACUGAGUUAAUUUUAACUGCCUGGCAGUCCACAGGCAUGGAGCCUUCACAGGAGCCUCAGGAGCUGGGACCUCAGACAGAAACGAUUGCAGACACAGUUCUUGAGGUUGGAGAGAGACUGUUUCAGGUCAGCCGCAGGGCGCUUUCCAUGCACAGUCGUUACUUUGAAGCCAUGUUUUUUGGAGGGGCAAGAGAGAGCUCUGAGCAGCACAUAGUGAUCCAAGGGAUCGAUGCAGUGCCUUUUCAGGCUCUACUCGAGUUCACUCGCACAGCCCAAGUGCUUAUAGGUCAAGAAAAUGUGACCAGUUUACUGGAAACGGCUGAUUUUUUCCAGUUUGACAGGGUGAGACUGUUGUGUGAGAAAUUUCUGGAGAGAGAGCUGCACGUUUCCAACUGCCUGGGCCUGAUGACCUACUCGCAGCAAUUUGCCUUCACAGAGCUGUAUGAGUCUGCUGUGAACGUGGCUGUCACUCACUGGGGGGAUGUGAUGUGCCAGGAGGAAUUUAAGGCACUACCCAAAGAAAUGCUGAUGCAGCUCCUAAAAAGUGACGACCUCUUCGUUUCGCGAGAAGACGUGGUUUUUGACAGUAUUAUGAGGUGGAUAAUGGAGGACCCAGCAACGAGAGAGGAAGAAUUUCUGGAUUUGGUGGGUGAAGUCAGGGUUGCUUUUCUGAGUUUGUCCUUCCUCGAUCUCUUGGUGAAACGCAGCAAGCACCGUGGAGAGGCAGAUGUCUUUUCCAGACUAAUAAAGAAGUUAGACUGCUGUCCUCCACCCAGCUGGCAAAAUCCCAAACUGUGUCCUUAUGCUGGUCGGAGCUAUGACACCUUAUACGUCCUGGGAGGAAAGCAUGACAAGGAACAGCAAGAAUUAUUUCUCUUUCUACCUAAAACAGGGACCUGGCAGGCUUGUUCUCCUCUGCAGCGCCGGAACCUCACCCAGUACGCAGUGGCAGCAGUAGGGAGCUUCCUUUUUGUGACAGGAGGAUAUUUCCGGGAUGAGUUUGUGUGGUACAGUGUGGAUUGGGUGCUCAUCUACAACUGCUUGGACAACAGCUGGCUGGAAGGGCCAGCCAUGAAGAAGUCCCGGAACAGCCACUGUGCAGUGGGAGCAGGGCUCUACCUGUACGUGCUCGGAGGGAGCACCGAGGAAGGGAUAACCCCCACAGUGGAGCGCAUGGCUUUGGUGGAAUCAGAGUGGGAAAGCAUGAGCCCUAUGGCUCAGCCUGUGGAGAGGGGUGAUGCAGUCAGUGUGGGAACCAGGAUCUAUGUGGUCUGUGGCCUGGAUGAGAAUGGACAUGUGUAUGAUGGAGUGCAAAGGCUGAACACGGAGACAGACAACUGGGAUGUCAUCUCGUUCUCCCCGCUUCCAAGGUAUGACCUCUGCAUCACAUCCCUGAAUGGGGCUCUGUACACCAUAGGAGGGGGAGCUUUUCGAUUUGAUGUGGAGACCGAUGAAUGGACCCAGGUGAACGAGGAGUGCUUGACUCAGAAGUUCUUCAUGGGAUGCAGCACUGUGAACGGACGAAUUUAUCUCCUUGGACAGAGGAAGGGGAACAGUGCCCUCCCCACUGUAGUCCUCUUUGAUCCCUACACUGAUGUGUGCCAGGUCAUAGAUAACAAACUCCCUUGCCCCCUUCCUAUUCACGGCUGUGUCUCUGUGCGAAGAUUCGAUACGUGGGUGUGAGCGGUGCCAGAUCCACCACAAACAAAAAGUCACCUGCUUUACAGCUGAAGGGAGUUAGACUGCAUCAAGUUUGGCCUGUGAAAUUUUUUAAUUUUGAAAAUAUAUUUGUUCUUUUGUAACUUUAUCUUUUUUUUUUUUCUACAAAUGAACUCGAAGGAAAAGCCGGUGAAAAACUUCGUGUCUGCACAAAGGCUGAAAGUCAUUAUUGAAAAUGGUACAUAACCUCCUCAGGGUUGUUGCUAAAUAAAGGGCUGCUCUGACCUUGAA